Prunus armeniaca (apricot) is the source of this 708-nucleotide messenger RNA. The record is from the annotation of a GenBank genome assembly. NCBI's taxonomy places the organism in Eukaryota, Viridiplantae, Streptophyta, Magnoliopsida, Rosales, Rosaceae.
AUGCAAAUAAGUGAAGUUAAAGUCAUGUUGCCACUACAAAAUGGUGCUGGUGCUCCCAAGUCAAAGUCACGUGUUCCACCAUUGGCAUCUGAACCUCUGGGUUUUGGGCAGAAGCAUGAUGCAACAGUCGAUAUACCAUUGGAUACAAUGAAUGAUUCUAAGCAAAAGGCAAAAGAGCUUGCAACUUGGGAAGCAGAUCUCAAGAGGAGAGAAAAGGAUAUUAAACGGAGAGAAGAUUCUGUUGCAAAAGCUGGUGUCCCCGCUGAUGAUAGAAAUUGGCCUCCAUUUUUUCCAAUUAUUCACCAUGAUAUAGCUAAUGAAAUACCAGUACAUGCUCAAAGGCUACAAUAUCUGGCUUUUGCAAGUUGGCUAGGCAUAGUUCUUUGCCUAUCUUUUAACGCAAUUGCUAUUAUUGUUUGUUGGAUUAGAGGCGGAGGUGUUAAAAUAUUUUUGCUUGCAACGAUCUAUGCUCUACUUGGAUGCCCUCUUUCAUAUGUUCUGUGGUACAGGCCUCUCUAUCGUGCAAUGAGGACAGAUAGUGCCUUUAAGUUUGGUUGGUUUUUCCUGUUCUACAUGCUCCAUAUUGGGUUUUGCAUUUUUGCGGCGAUAGCUCCUCCAAUUGUCUUUAAUGGGAGAUCAUUGACGGGCAUUCUUCCAGCAAUUGAUGUCUUCUCAGACCAUGUGGUGGUAGGGAGUAUUAAUAAAUAA